AUGCUGGUCAGUUGGUUCCCCAGAAAGCACCUCCAAGAUCUGGCCAUGGAAUGUCUAGAAAUCCUAGACGAGCCUGACCUCACCGCUGACCACGUCUCCAUCUACGCUGAAGUCGUCGCCAACUUCGACAUUGGGCUUCUUUUCAAGAAAAUCAAGAAAG
Molecule: messenger RNA, 160 nt
Organism: Caenorhabditis auriculariae
Lineage: Eukaryota; Metazoa; Nematoda; Chromadorea; Rhabditida; Rhabditidae
Source: the annotation of a GenBank genome assembly